ACGAGCGCACCCACCACCACCAUCGUCUCCGCGCCUCCCUCCGUGAAGAGAUCCCUUCGGGGAAGGAACCCAAGCCUCGAAACCUACCCGUCUCGGAACCCCAAUCUUCCGACCCCCAUGGCCUCUUCACCCAUCCCUCUCAUCUCCCUCCUCAUCCUCGCGCUGCUCCUUUCCUCCCCCUCCCCGUCCGCCUCCGCCUCGCUCUCCUUCCUCACCGCUUCCUCCAACGGCUCCAUCUCCACCUCCGCGGCCGCCGAUCCGGACCUGGGGGAGCCGGCCCCGGAGUCCACCUUCCUCGAGGAGGUCAUCGACGCCGUCUCGGAGAAGUACGACUGGGACCCGGACGCCGAGGUCAGGGUCUGGCCGCUCGACGCCGACGCCGUCCGCGUCGGCGCCGUGCAGCGGUACGAGUUCCGCGCCCGGGCGGGUGGGGCGGUGGCACUGGCGCGGCUAGCCGACGAGGCGGUGGAGUGGAGGCGCCCCGCCGCGCCCGCGGUGGAGGAGGUGGACGGGCCGGGCGGGAUCGACGUCGUCCCCAGCGACGGCGCGUUCGGGUUCGGUCCCGGCGUGAGGGACGUGGAGUUGCUCGGGCCGGUGGAGGUGAGGCUACUCGGCGGCCUCGUCGACCUCCAGUUGCCGUCGCGGAAUGCCACAUAUACAAGGUUGAAGAGUAUACUUGUCGCUGAUGGCAUUGCAUUAAAGGUUAUUGGUGCGCAGAAAGUUUCCUUAGCCCACCCUCACGAUAUAGGUCUAUUAGUAAACGGAAGCUUGUUGACUAGUAACAACGACCUAAGCCGAAUAUGGCCUCUGAGCUACUCAACCUGUGCCCCAUUACUCCAAGUGGGCGUUGUAGGAUCAGUGGUAAUUGUUGUGCAUCAAACCAGUGUGUCUGGAGGCCGUAUGAAAACUUUGUUGAGGUCACGUGACACUAUGGAGUUAUUGUCUGACAAGUGUCAAGUGAACAUAUCAAAUCGGUUGAUCUCAGCAUGUUUGUUCUGCUCAAUUAGCCCAAGACUGAUAAAGCUUGAAAAAAUCUUGAAGACUUGGUUUAGCAAAAGAAACCAGGGGAAUAGCUCAAUGCACUUCAUUGAAGCUAAAGUGACAUCAAUACCUUUGGUAAAAUUCCGCUUGGAGCUUGAAAGGGACCUUGCUGAAGACAAUAUCAUCUGGGAAAAUGUUUCAGAGUGGAAAACGAAACCUACGGUCCAGCGAGCCACACUUGACAUUAUAGUUAGGGUGGAAGACAACGGUAGGCUGAAGGCCAUUUCCGUGAAGAAGGUUAGAAAACCGUUCCCUACAGUGGAUGCUACUUCGUGGAGCAGCCUAACUUCAAAUGUUUCUUUCACAAAGUUUUUGUCAUUAGUUUUACCACCAGAACCGCUGUCGCUGGAUGUAAAGUGGUGAUAGCGUUUGCUCUAAUUUACUUCUCAUAGGGCUGAUAGGAAAUUGCACAUAUACAGCGAUUUCGUGUAUACAUCUUGUUAACAUUUUGUAUUGCUUCUGGCAACUGUAUGAGUACUAUCUUUCGUUGUUCAUAGUGCCCUUGCAAUGGCUAGCCUUAGUGCCUUGCCUGCUCUGAGCUA
Molecule: messenger RNA, 1583 nt
Organism: Phragmites australis (common reed)
Lineage: Eukaryota; Viridiplantae; Streptophyta; Magnoliopsida; Poales; Poaceae
Product: protein TUNICAMYCIN INDUCED 1-like
Exons: 2
Coding region: 118-1404 (428 amino acids)
Source: RefSeq, a predicted model, not a curated record